AUGUUGAGUCAGGUGUGCGUGCUUCUAACAAUGGCUGUUUUGAGCCGAUGCCUGGGUGAAGACCUUAUCUAUCGCGUGCAGGAAGGCAAGAGCCCCGGCACGUACCUGGGAGACAUUGCCACCGACUCACGUCUAAUGGAUAGCGUCCCCCAGCAACACCACAAUCUCAUCCGAUUCAAUCAGAUACAGCAAAGUGACACCUCCCAGCUGUUUCGAAUCUCCAAAAAGACAGGAAAAUUGUACACCGCUCAGACGUUAGACGCAGAGACGCUGUGCAGACACAACAAGGAGUGCUUUAGAUAUGUCAAGGUUGCCGUCCGACGACUGGAGACUUUUAUGAGCAUUAUGAAAAUCAAGGUUCUAAUCGAAGAUGUUAACGAUCACCAACCCGAGUUUCCCGAGCAGCAGAUCAAUAUUGAAUUUUCGGAGGGUGACCGAAAAGGCAUGAAGAAGUACAUACCGAACGCUUAUGAUAAAGACGUGGGGGAACUGAACUCCCAGAUCACCUACCAACUGAAAAAAAAGGUUAAUGAACCAUUCACGUUAUCUGUAUCGAAAAGCGUCGACGGGACAUCUAAACUAGGCAUAAAUUUGGAUGAUGGGCUUGACAGAGAAGUUAAAGAUUCUUAUAUGCUCCAAGUGAUUGCUACAGACGAAGGAUCACCCCCGAAGCAAAGCGUCUUGGACGUGCAUAUUACAAUCACUGAUGUUAACGACAAUUUUCCAGUUUUUUCACAAAACGUUUACAAUAUUUCAAUUCGGAACGAGGAUUAUGAUGGCCUUUCGCCAAUCGCCACAUUGUCGGCCAAAGAUCUAGAUUCCGGCAAAAAUGGUAAGAUUUCGUAUGGUUUUAAUUCUAAAACCUCUAACACCGCUAAAACGUAUUUUAAAAUCCACGAAAUCACAGGGGGGAUCUUUUUACAAAAGAAGUUACCCCUUGGACCAGAAGUGACAUAUGAAUUGUACGUGAAGGCUACGGACGAGGGCGAACCCCCAUUAAGUUCGAUUGCCAUGGUUUUGGUCAACGUAAUCAACCAGCAGAACAAUGCACCUAGAAUCGACGUCAAUUUUGUCUCCGCCUCAACUGAUAACACGGCAAAGAUAUCAGAAGACGUAGAAGUGGGCAGUUUCAUAGCAUACGUCAUGGUUACUGACAAUGAUGCCGGCCUGAAUGGAGAGGUGAACUGUGACCUCCAUCAUGAUAAAUUUCAGCUCCAGAGUCUUGGAAAGAAGGAAUACAAAGUCAUCGUGAAGAAUUCGGUCGACCGAGAGACAGAAGACCAUCACGAGAUCACGAUCAACUGUCAAGAUAGAGGUUCUCCACCUUUGCACAGCGAAAGUAAGUUUUCAAUCCUGGUGAUUGAUGUGAACGACGUCCGGCCGCAGUUUUCAAAGGAGACCUACAGGUUUCAGGUGUAUGAAAACCAAAAGUCGAAAAUCGUUGUAGGUAGCGUGAAUGCCACUGAUCCCGACCUUGGACUUGGCGGUAAACUGACCUACUCGCUUCAGUCAAACAGCAAGGAUUUCCUCCCAUUCCAAAUCUCCGAAAACGGACUUAUAACGGCGGUCAUGUCGUUGGAUCAUGAAUUUCAAGACGUUUACAGGUUCCAUGUUUUUGUUAAGGAUAGCGGUGAACCUCCGCUAAACAAUUCGGUGAGCAUUGUUAUUGAGGUGAGGGACGAAAACGACAACGCCCCUUUCUUUACCUUUCCUAAUAUUAACCCUUUCACAAUGGGCUUCGUUUAUUACCCCCGUCGCACGAAAAACAUAACAGUCCUGAAAGCGACGGACAGCGACAGUCGUGAGAACGCGUUUCUCAAGUAUGAAAUAACCUCAGGCAAUGACAAACAGUUAUUUGCCAUCAACCAUUACACAGGCCUUUUGUCGUUCAAUCGGGUCGCCAUGCCCGAAGACGCUGGCUCCUACGACCUCGAAUUUGUGGUCAAAGACAGUGGCAACCCUGUUCUGUCGGCCACGACAGCAAUUGCCCUAAAACUAACAGUUAGUAACAAAACCACAGAAAAGCCCAACCCCGUAGACAUGCAGUCGGAUGAUAAAAUCCACUUCCAUUUGUUAAUAGUUAUUGUUCUUGUGGCCGUACUGGUUUCGGUCCCGGUCACGGCCGCCAUCUCUGUGUGUUACAUUCGAUGUAACGGUAGGCGAAAUACGCAGCAUAUAUGCGAAGAGAACCCCUGUGACAAGUGCGAAUGCGAGCAGCGGAGCUCCAUGUGUUCAUCUUAUCAAACCACCUAUUUGCCCAACGCCCCUAUAGCCCUGACGUCAGACCCGUCCCUGCCAAACAACACUCUCCAGAACCGGUCUCGAAGAGGAGGGCACAAUUCUGGAGACGAUCUUUGUGGAGAUCACCAUAACGAUUCGCAUCAAGGGACACAGCUUCAGACGGCGGCUAGGGACGUCAUAUACGAGGUAGGUGCCCGGAUGUGCUUGACUCGGCCUUCUCUGUCGUCUUCUUAA
Acanthosepion pharaonis is the source of this 2475-nucleotide messenger RNA. The record is from the annotation of a GenBank genome assembly. NCBI's taxonomy places the organism in Eukaryota, Metazoa, Mollusca, Cephalopoda, Sepiida, Sepiidae.